Messenger RNA from Caenorhabditis briggsae, 1008 nucleotides. Bases 1 to 1008 code for a protein of 335 amino acids. The record is from RefSeq and is a predicted model, not a curated record. The transcript has 4 exons. NCBI's taxonomy places the organism in Eukaryota, Metazoa, Nematoda, Chromadorea, Rhabditida, Rhabditidae.
AUGGAAGAUUGCAUCCCUAGCUCCAACGAUCUUGCUGAUCCCAAAAUCUAUACACUCAUCUUCCACAUCAUAACAUGUCUAGAAAUGCCUAUUCACGCCUACGGAGCAUACUGUAUUCUAUACAAAACGCCACUUCAGAUGGCUUCCGUCAAAUGGAUAAUGCUCUAUUGUCAUGUUCUGAAUGCCCUGCUAGAUUUGAGCAUCAGUCUAUCCGUCCCUUAUAUCUUUCAUCCAACGUAUUCCGGACUUGCACUUGGUAUUAUCAACUUUCCAGAACUCCAAGUUUAUAUAGUAACUUCUUUGUUUGGGUUGGUUACUGUAUCGAUAUGGUGUAUAUAUGAAAAUCGUUAUUACAUUCUUUACGGAGAAAAUGAGAAUCCAUUUUGGUGUAAUGCACGAAAACCUGUAAUGGUAAUCAACCACAUGUCAACAUUGCUUUAUUUUGUUCCCGCGUUUUUCGAGUUGCCCAAUCAAGAUAAAGCCUUCGUGGAUUUGAAAAAGAUCCUUCCAUGCAACAUCCAGCAAUUCUACGAUGAUCGAAAAGUUUUUAUUCUCACCUUGGAUUCAGCUACUCCGUUGUAUUGUGUAUUUUUCUUUAAUUUGUUCGCCGUAGGACAGUGCCUAAUUUUCUUCAUCACCACUCUCACCAAAUUAAUCAGACAGAGCCGUAAUAAGGCGUUGGCUGCUUCUCAGCGGACAUUAAAAAUGAGAAGGAAGCUAGUGAUGGCCAUAGUGAUACAAACACUCUGCCCCUGCAUUCUCAUAAGCAUACCUAUGGAGUACCUAAUCACAUCUACCUACUUGAACCACUACGAUCAAUCUUUGAACAGAUUAGUCAUGAUUUUCUUCGCGCUUCAUGGAAUUUUCGCCACGUUAACUAUGGUUUUCAUACAUCAACCGUAUCGAGAGGCAACGUUUGAAAGCGUAUAUUGGCUUUUCAGAUGGACAAGGAAAGCCAGAAAAGCCGAUGAUUCACAAAAAGUCAGUGCUGUAGUUGUGACAAUGUAA